Molecule: messenger RNA, 2740 nt
Organism: Siniperca chuatsi (mandarin fish)
Lineage: Eukaryota; Metazoa; Chordata; Actinopteri; Centrarchiformes; Sinipercidae
Gene: txlnba
Product: taxilin beta a
Exons: 11
Coding region: 167-2272 (701 amino acids)
Molecular function (GO): syntaxin binding
Source: RefSeq, a predicted model, not a curated record
UGUAGCCUCAGAGUGGGAGCUGAGCCUCUCAGGUUAUUUUGGGUGUCAGCUGUCGUUCGGCCAGACAGCAGGACCCUCCUCCUCCUCCUCCUCCUCUCCUUCCUCUGCCUCUCUCUGUCACUUCUUCACCUCCUCCCCUUCACUCCACUGAUCCCGAACACUGAGGAUGGAGACGUCAGUGAAAGCAGCUGAGGUGAUGGUGUCCCCCCAGCCUGAUGUGGCGUCCUCCUCUCCGGACGCUGAGAACACUGAAGGUGAGGUGGCAGCUCCUCCUGCAGCCUGCAGCUCCUCCUCCGACUUCUUCGACCCCAUGGAGGAGGUCAGCAGACGGCUGGAGGACAUCAUCAGCACCUACGGCUCUGCAGCCAGCCUCCUGCACAAACAGAGUGUGGUGGAGGCAGAGACUGAAAAGAUGAAGGAGGAGGCAAAAGAUGACGUCACAGUUGCCAUGGAGACAGAGGUCUCUCUCAUCAUGCAGAGUCUGAACAAGCUCUCCUCUCCAGAGAAGAAACUGGAAGAUCUGCUCAGGAAAUAUGCUGAACUGGCAGCCUUGCGGCGCUGUGAUGAGAAGAAGCUGUGUGUUCUGCAGCAGAGGUUGUCCGUCGUGCUGGAUGAGCGGCAGCAGCUGCAGGCGGAGAGUCGCAGCAGCGUCACAGCUCGUAGCAAACUGGAGAGUCUGUGCAGAGAGCUGCAGGGACACUACAACACACUGAGGGAGGAGGCCUUUCAGCGCUGCCGGGAGGAUGAGGAGAAGAGGAAGGAGAUGACCAGCCACUUCCAGAUGAUGCUGACUGAAAUCCAGGCUCAGAUCGAGCAGCACAGCGCCCGAAACGACAAGCUGUGCCACGAAAACAGCAACCUGACUGACAAACUGGAGAGUCUCAUGAACCAGUGCGAGAUGAGGGAGGAGAGUUUGGAGAAGAUCAACCAGCGGCGCGACCUGCAGAACAAACUGACUGAGGCCAAACUGCAGCAGGCCAACGCUCUGCUGAACGAAGCCGAGGAGAAACACAAGCGAGAGAAAGAAUAUUUACUGGUUCAGGCUGCUGAGUGGAAACUGCAGGCUCAGACACUCAGAGAGCAGGGGACUGUCAUGCAGACACAGCUGGCCCUCUACGCUCAGAAGUUUGACGAGUUUCAGGCAACACUGGCCAAAAGCAACGAAAUCUACGUCCGCUUCAAAAAGGAGAUGGAUAAUAUGUCAGACAAGAUGAAGAAAAUGGAGAAAGAGUCAAAUCUGUGGAAGACAAGGUUUGAGAACUGCAACAAGGCUCUGACUGACAUGAUGGAAGAGAGAACUGAGAAAAGCAAAGAGUACGACCUGUUCGUCCUGAAGAUCCAGAAGCUCGAGAAGCUGUGUCGUGUCCUACAGGAAGAGAGGGUAGUCCUCUAUGACAAGAUCAAGGAAGUCCGCCAAGCUAACUCCAACCUCCCAUCAAAGAUCUUCGGCAGCUUUAACCCCGAUGACAUCCCUGACGCAGAGGGUGCUGUAAAAUCUGCCCUGCUGACCCCUGUGGAGCUCCAGGAGCUCCAGGAGGAGGACCCGGUAUUAACGGUGGGUAUGACCCGUCUCAAGGAGGAGCAGGCCAAGCUGCAGGAGUUUGCCGCCUCCCUGUUGGCCACACCCAGCGACAAUGAGGAAGAGGAUAAUGGUGAUUUAGGCCCAGAAGAAGACUCGGUGGCUUCUGCGUUUGUCCAGUUCAAAACCAAAACUCAGGUCAAAGAGGAGGUAGUUUCAGUCCCUGAGCAGAUGGUAGAUGUAAAAUCAGAGGCAGCAGAAUCGGUUCUCCCACAGCCAGAUAAAGUUGAGGAGGUUCCAAAGCCAGCAGUGUCCACACCAGAAGCUCCGACACCUGUGGAGAACGUUUCUGAAACAGACGCAAAACCAGAAGCACGAACAGUUCAAACCCAGGUCGAAGACAAAGAGGUGCAACCCGUUAAACUAGAUGAGGAGAUCCAGCAGCAACCUGCUGAACCAGUGCCGACAUCAGAGCCUGAGAAAGUCAAGAUUGAUCAACCAACAGACCCAAAACCAGAAGCAGCAGAAACUGAGAUCUUGGUCGAGGCUGGUGAGGUUAAACCAGUGGUCCCAGUGGGAGACGAGAAGGUCCAGGCUGAACCAGUGCAAGUUCCAGAAGAAGCGCCAACAAAGUCAGAGUCAGCUCCACCAUCCGAAAACACAACUAAAAUUACUGCCUCCUCCAAUGCCGACUCCUCCAAGAAACAAACACCGAAGAAAAAGAAGAAGAGGAACGGCAAGAAUGCUAGCUAAAGUUUAGAAGGUGUGUGUGUGGUAUUAUUUGGGAAUAAUGUGUGUGUGCGUAGCUGAAAUCAUACUGUGCCUUUGCGCCUUUCGUAAAGGUUAAAAUCUUUAGUUUGUCCCAACUGGUGCAACUGUGUUGUCACUGUUAUUUUCUCAAGAUUCAAUGUUACCAGAUGAGGAUGGACAAAUAAACCAACUGUAUUUUACAGUUUGAAUGUCUAAAUGAACAUUUAGUUUGGCCUGGUAGAAGGAAUGAAAGGCUGAAGUAUAAUAAAGUCUAAAUCACUGAGAUUAGAAAUAUUUAGUGUUAACAGCAGUGCCAUAAAGAGUAAAAGGUUUUGCCUUAUGUAAAGCAAAAUGCCAAAACAAAACAAUUGGUUGGUGUCUAUGCCAGUAAAAUUGCAUUGUCUCUUUUAAACUAGGAAUCACAAUGCAUUGCGACAACUCCAAUAAAGUGAAUUUUUGACAAUUAAAAAA